AUGGCCGCUGUUGACCAGGGAACACUCAAAGAGAUGACCGCUGUUGACCAGGGAACACUCAAAGGGAUGACCGCUGUUGACCAGGGAACACUCAAAGGGAUGACCGCUGUUGACCAGGGAACACUCAAAGGGAUGGCCGCUGUUGACCAGGGAACACUCAAAGGGAUGACCGCUGUUGACCAGGGAACACUCAAAGGGAUGACCGCUGUUGACCAGGGAACACUCAAAGGGAUGACCGCUAUUAACCAGGGAACACACAAAGGGAUGACCGCUAUUGACCAGGGAACACUCAAAGGGAUGGCCGCUGUUGACCAGGGAACACUAAAAGGGAUGACCGCUGUUGACCAGGGAACACACAAAGGGAUGACCGCUGUUGACCAGGGAACACUCAAAGGGAUGGCCCUUGUUGACCAGGGAACACUCAAAGGGAUGACCGCUGUUGACCAGGGAACACUCAAAGGGAUGACCGCUGUUGACCAGGGAACACACAAAGGGAUGACCGCUGUUGACCAGGGAACACACAAAGGGAUGUAA
Messenger RNA from Gigantopelta aegis, 534 nucleotides. RefSeq lists its product as uncharacterized. NCBI's taxonomy places the organism in Eukaryota, Metazoa, Mollusca, Gastropoda, Neomphalida, Peltospiridae. The record is from RefSeq and is a predicted model, not a curated record. The transcript has a single exon. The coding region runs from base 1 to 534 and encodes 177 amino acids.